Molecule: messenger RNA, 1536 nt
Organism: Acomys russatus (golden spiny mouse)
Lineage: Eukaryota; Metazoa; Chordata; Mammalia; Rodentia; Muridae
Gene: Erich2
Product: glutamate rich 2
Exons: 12
Coding region: 205-1536 (443 amino acids)
Source: RefSeq, a predicted model, not a curated record
AACCGAUCCCUAGGAGAACUGAUGUCUAGACCCCCAGGAAACCCAUAAUCUUCUAGGGGCGAUCUCAGGUGCAGGGGAUUUCUGUUCACCUACAUCCAGAGGCAACCAUCCCUCCCAACUCAAGGCAUCUUUUCUUCCACAAGUUGCAACCCUCAAAAGGCCACCUCGCCCCUUUCCCUCUGCCACAUAGAGUCAGGAUCAGGUAUGGACACCGACCUUCCAGUCUCCCUGUCUCCGGCCUUUCUCAAAGUAACCAGGGUACGUGCUCAAGCCUGCCCCAGGGUAGGCGCCACCAACUUGCCCCGCAGCGUGACCCCCAGACCCUCAGGGCGCUGGGCCACUCGUGCCUCCCGCCCUGCCCUCCGCGUGGGUACAGCAGCUGGCCCCGCCCCAACCUCGUCCCCGCCGCGCGCCCAGCGCCCCACCCCGGGCCCGCCGCGCUCAGCUACGCUCGCCCCACCGCUGCGUGCCCCCGCCACGUCGCUGGGCGGCUCCCGCGGCUCCCGGGGCUCUAGCGGCAGCACCUCCGGUCUCCAUGGCGACGCGGCGAACCAGGCUUGUAGCACUGAAUCAAGCGCUAGCGGCGAGCGGGCCUGGACCUCCUCCUGGUCAGCUCUUCGCGGGAUCUCCUUGGCAGGGCCUCCAGCGGGUUGGGGUUCUGGAGCCCCACGGCUGUCGAGGCAUCGCCCGAGAAGUCUUGGCCCUGAGUUUUGUAUUCCUGAAAUCCACAGAAACUACCUAGACAAGAAGGAAGUUGUAAAGGCACCAAAAAGCAGACAGAAUGGUAGGUUGAUAGUGUUUGCUCCAAAGGAAAAAGUGAUGACAGAUCCAAAUAAAGAAAUGUCACAAAAAUGCUUUGGACACAGACCAAGACCGGCAAGCAAGAUUUAUACUUCCCCACUGCAGAUUUCCCCGGGUGUAACUAAUACAUUCUCAGCAAAAAAAGAAACCUCUUCAAAGAAGACUGAAGACCUUCACUCUUUUAGGACUGAAAACAGAUCAUCAUCCAGGAGUAUUGAAAAUAAAGAUGUCCUAAAUCGGCAGUCCGACCUGUGGUCAUCUUCCUUCCUGAAAGAAUGUGCAGGUGAAGUGGGCAAGGAUUUGGUCCUUGCAAAGCAGGAGAAAAAUAGUGAGUGUUGCCUUGAGGACAUUGAGGAGAAGCUGUCAGAUUCGACAGAUGGUGAUGGAGAAGAUGAUACCAAUGGUGAAGAAGAUGAAGUCCCCACCAAGAAGGAGACUCGUGCCCCGCUGGAGCUAAUGGCAGAAUUCCUGAGAGCAGAAAUGGGCCGAGACUACCAGCUGGCAAAAAAAUUGUGUCAGAUGAUCCUAAUCUAUGAACCAGAAAAUCCUGUUGCCAAGGAAUUUUUCUCACUUAUUGAAGAAAUAUUGCUGAAGGAGAAAGCACAGAAACAUGAGGAAGAGGAAGAGGACAGUGAUGAGGAGGACACGAGCAGUGAGAGUGAAACAGAAAGCAGUGAGGAUGCCAGCUCCGACGACGACGACGACAGCUCCGACGAGUGCGAAGACGGGGCCUAA